CGCAAGUGUCAAAGUUGUGUUGACAGUAGUAGCAGCAGGAACUGUCAGGGCGAGGUAGCUAACAUCACGAGCCGAAUGGAGUAAUUAUCUCGUUAUAUUUCAAGAAAAUCAAACCCCCACCACAUUCCUUAUAACACCGUUAACCUCCAACGAAGCCAUGGCAGAGGACUCGAGUGCUCAAACUUGGUCCAUCAACAAGGACGACUAUGUACUCAACGAGGUGAUUGGGAGUGGUGCCACGGCCGUGGUGCAGGCGGCCUACUGUGAGCCCAGGAAGGAGAGGGUGGCCAUUAAACGCAUUAACCUGGAGAAGUGUCAGACCAGCAUGGACGAGCUCCUGAAAGAGAUACAGGCCAUGUCCCAAUGCCACCACCCCAACAUUGUGUCCUACUAUACGUCUUUUGUAGUGAAGGACGAGCUGUGGCUGGUGAUGCGACUCCUCAGUGGUGGCUCAGUACUGGACAUCAUUAAACACAUCAUAUCUCGUGGGGAACAUAAGUCUGGGGUUCUGGAUGAGUCGUCCAUAGCCACCAUCCUCAAAGAGGUUCUAGAAGGACUGGAGUACCUGCAUAAGAACGGGCAGAUCCACAGGUCAGGACACAUUCUGGAUCUAAAGGCCGGAAAUAUUCUUCUCGGUGACGAUGGCUCAGUGCAAAUCGCAGACUUUGGUGUGAGUGCCUUCUUAGCGGCUGGAGGAGACAUGACCAGGACCAAGGUCAGGAAGACGUUUGUUGGGACACCAUGUUGGAUGGCCCCAGAGGUCAUGGAGCAGGUCAGAGGUUAUGACUACAAAGCAGAUAUCUGGAGUUUUGGGAUCACAGCCAUUGAGCUGGCUACAGGAGCUGCACCAUAUCACAAAUAUCCACCCAUGAAGGUGCUGAUGCUGACCCUGCAGAAUGACCCUCCCUGCUUGGAGACGGGCAUCCAGGACAAGGAGAUGGUGAAGAAGUAUGGCAAGUCCUUCAGGAAGAUGAUCUCACUCUGUCUACAGAAGGAGCCUGAGAAAAGACCAACCGCUGCUGAGCUGCUGAAACACAAAUUCUUCACGAAAGCAAAGAAUAAUGAAUACUUGGAAGAGAAGCUGCUUCAGAAGGGUCCAUCGAUAGGAGACAGAUCCAAACGGGUGCGUCGCGUGCCUGGGUCCAGUGGUCGUCUCCAUAAGACCGAGGACGGGGAGUGGGAGUGGAGUGAUGACGAGUUGGACAUGGAGAGUGAAGAGGGCCAGGCUGCUGUGGCAGCUCUACGGUCUCCCAGAGUGAAAGAUGGCUGCAUCGAGAUUUUCCCUCCAGAGGAUGGUUCGCCCAGUCUGCUCCGUCCAGGAGGGGCAGGGCAGGACAAGCCAGACGAGGCCACCCUGAUCCAGGGGGACGUUCCAGCCCAGGACCCCGCUGCUGCCGCCUCCACCACCAAAGUCCCCAUCAGCCUGGUGUUGAGGUUGAGAAACUUGAAGAAAGAACUGAAUGACAUCCGGUUUGAGUUUAUGCCUGGAAGAGACUCAGCUGAUGGAGUUUCUCAGGAGUUAGUUUCAGCAGGACUGGUGGAUGGGAAAGACUUAGUGGUCGUUGCUGCCAAUUUGCAGAAGAUUGUUGAUGAUCCUCUCAACAAUAAAAAUGUCACUUUCAAACUUGCAUCUGGCAUAGAUGAGUCCGAGAUCCCUGAUGAUGUCAAGCUGAUGGGUUUCGCUCAGCUCAGCAUCAGUUAACUCAAAGGUCUUUCAUCAAAGAACAACAAAACAGUAUUGUGGAGCAGCGUAGUUCUAAUUUCUAAGACGCCACUACUGCCAAGGAGAAGAGCUGCAUUUGUCAACCUGUAGGGUUCUUUUCUUUACUGAACUCUGCUGUGUUAGUUAAAAUGGACGGGCUAUGAGAACGGGACCAGCGCAACAGUAAAACAACAACAAGUUAGAACAGGAAAUCACAUUAUGAAAGAGUUUAUAGCAGGACCGAUCCACAACGUGUAUCUGGGAGGGAGGACGACGUCGCAAUCAACGAUGUCAUCAUCGACUUAUCAUUUUUUUUAUUUUUGUUUAAUUAAUAAACAAACAACAAACCAUUUUCUUAGUUAGUGUUGUACAAUCCAAAAGCAUUAUAUAAUACAAUGUAACUGCUGCCAGUUCUGGAAGUGGUAACAACAACAUAAAUGCCUUUUUAUCGACCGUGCCACUGAACCAACUGAGUGUUGUGUGUGUGUGUGUAGAGGCCUCCACUAUUGGAUGACAUACUGUAUACUGCCUCUCAAAUGGACACCUAUUACCUACAUCGUGCACUAUUUAUGGGCUUCGGUCAAAAGUAGUGCACUAUGUAGGGAGCCGGGGGGGGGGCAUUUGGGACGUGUGCAUGGUAUAUUAGGCAGUGUAAAGGAGCAGGGGGGGGUCUUAGUAAGGAUCUAUUACAGUGUGGAUCUAUGUCGUAGAGGGAUUGAAUGGCUUGAGUUCACUUGUGAAUAUGAUUGAUAUUAAACUGUAGGGGCCCUUAGUCACACACAGUUUAACCCCCUUAUUACACCAUGACUAGCCAGUUUUCUCAUGGCAUUUCUCUUCGUGUAUAUCAUAACAUAAGUUGACGUAAGCUGUCUCAUAUGCUUUCUUGAGUGUAUCUGUUGGUUAUAACCUCUCAUAGGGGUAUCAUAAGUUGACAUUAGCUGUCAUAACCUCUCAUUGCUGUAUCAUUAGUUCAGGUUACCCCAGACAGACAGGACAGACAGACCUUGUUGCUCUAACGUGGAAGGGGGUCUGUUCAGGAGGGAGAAAUGUUACAGGGCAUAGUGAAACGUUCAGAUGUAAAAAAAAAAAAUGAUAGUGUAGAACAGAUAUGAUUGCCUGUCAUACAGAUUCAGGAGUCGGUGUCUGCUCUAUUCAUUACAUUUAUAUGUGUAAACCUUCUGGACCAUGAAUUCAGUGUUUUAAUACGUGAAGGUAAAACAAUACCUUACUGAGACCUUGAUUAUUAUGGUCUUGGGAGUGACUAUGCAACUUUGUCUCUGUAAUGUCCAGUACCAGCGGUUCACUAGCCACUGGACCGCUGUUCUCUCGCUAGCUAGCUGCCAUCACUAUGGCAACUGGACCGCUGUUCUCUCGCUAGCUAGCUGCCAUCACUAUGGCAACUGGACCGCUGUUCCCUCGCUAGCUAGCUGCCAUCACUGGGCCGCUGUUCUCUCGCUAGCUAGCUGCCAUCACUAUGGCAACUGGACCGCUGUUCCCUCGCUAGCUAGCUGCCAUCACUAUGGCAACUGGACCGCUGUUCCCUCGCUAGCUAGCUGCCAUCACUAUGGCAACUGGACCGCUGUUCCCUCGCUAGCUAGCUGCCAUCACUAUGGCCACUGGACCGCUGUUCUCUCGCUAGCUAGCUGCCAUCACUAUGGCAACUGGACCGCUGUUCCCUCGCUAGCUAGCUGUCAUUAUUAUGUCUCUUCUAUCAAUAGCUAGCUAUUUGUCAUUAUGUCUCUUAUCAAUAGCUAACUAUUUGUCAUCAUUAUGUCUCUUAUCUCACUAGCUAGCUGUCAUCAUUAAGGCCACUGGACCUCUGUACUCUCACUAGCUAGCCGUCAUCAUUAUGUCUCUAUAGACAUUAAUGUCCGUUCCGUCAUCGUAAAUGGACAAAAUAAUUUGUGUCGUCCAAUCCAUCCACUCACCUGAAAGUCACAGACUGUAGCCACUCCCACUUUACAUUGUAUGUUGGUUGGUUGGCAGUGUUGGACAAGCUACUAUGAAAAUAUAGUUUACCAAUUACUUCACGCUGGAAGAAGUUGAGCUAUACUAAAGUUACCCUUAAGGAAAACACAGCUUAACAAAAGUUACUUAGGAGAAAGUAGUUUACUACAAACUUUAUGAAAAAUAUCUAAAUCUGAAAUGGCAAACUACAAAUUAAACAAAAAGUUUAAGAAUUAGGUAGGUCUGAUUCUGAAACAGAAAGCAUAUUCAUGCUUACUUAACACAUUUAACUUGUUGCAAAAAAAAAACGUAGUGUGUAGUUCCAGUAGUUAGCUACAACGCUACUGAAAACACUACCGAGAUUUGAAUUUAAUUAAACUACCGGCAAGCUACUGCAAAAUGUAAUUAAAUGACUAGAUGAACUAAAAUUUGAAAUGUAGUUCACAACUCCUUAACACGGUUUGGUUGGUGUGUGAUGUGCGUUUGCUGGUUCAGGUACUGUUUGUAAUGUGGUCUAUUUAGCAGAUGAUGUAUUUCAAAAAGGUACGUACAUUUUUAUAAUGGGAACUGAUGAUGCAUGCCACACCAUGCACUGUCAGUCACACACCCUCCCAAAGGUAUGUUUGUGAGUAGGAGCAAAGCAAAACAUUGACUGUUUCUGGAGUACAUUUCUAAGACGGAAGAAAGGCUCUUAUUGUACAUAUGAUUACGUCAGAAAAAUAACUGGUAUACUUGAUCAGCUCACCCAGUCUAUAAGUUAAAAUAAACUACAGCGAGUUUUUUGUUUUCCUUUUGUAUUGAGUUUUCCCACUGUUGGCCUUCUGUUAGAUAUUCAUCACUAAUUCCAAGUUAUGUUGCUAAUCAUGCCACAUUUGAUUUGCUAAAUUGGCACCUUUAAAAAAAAUAUAUAUUAUUAUUAACAUAGCUGCGUAUUUUAUUUCAAAAGGCUUGUGAUCUGGCUGACAUUCUAUGAUUUUGUUGUCAUGGUGAUAUUUUAAUAUGCAAUUUGUAUUUUUCGAAUCACUGAAACCGUUCCAAUUUAGAGUUGGUUUCCUGUAGUAAGUCUCACAAACUGGAAGGAUGUUCCUCAACAAAUGUAAAUGUAGGUCUAGCUAACAAACACAACAAAAUGACAACUGACACCUUUCCCACGAGUGUGUGAUAUGCUGCUUUCAGACUGAGCAAUAAUGUUGAAGAAAGUUAGCCUGGGUGCCAGUUUCUUUGUGCCAUCAUCCCAAAUCCCUGUCACUCAUUGUCAUGGAAAACAAUGCAAUUGGCAAGAGAAUAAACAGAUUUGCGACACCCAGGCUAGAAGAAAGUGUGAGCUGAUAGCGAAAUGUCUCUUUCCCCUCUGUAUUGUGAUACCAAUUGGAAAGCCACUGUUGUCAGGUAGAUAUCUGUCACAAGGCAAACUCUUUUGAAUGAUGAGUAUUUAUUAUAACACUCUCUUGGAAAUUAAUGAACUUUAUGAUUUUUUUUUUGUAUUUUUUUUAAGUUGGUUUUACUUGAAACCAAUGCAUAUAUUUUCAAUGUUGUGUAUCGUCACAAAACGUGCACGUGAUCAAAAUCAAGUGUGUUGAUUAUUUGACGAAUGUUAUUUGUGUGACCUUUUAGAAAUUAAAUUCCAAAACUUGAUGUCAUGAAUUAAAAGCCCUUUGCAGAAUCAA
Oncorhynchus masou masou (cherry salmon) is the source of this 5316-nucleotide messenger RNA. RefSeq names its product serine/threonine-protein kinase OSR1-like. Bases 158 to 1702 code for a protein of 514 amino acids. Lineage: Eukaryota; Metazoa; Chordata; Actinopteri; Salmoniformes; Salmonidae. The transcript is spliced from 17 exons. Gene Ontology annotation, cellular component: cytoplasm. The record is from RefSeq and is a predicted model, not a curated record. Gene Ontology annotation, biological process: protein phosphorylation. Gene Ontology annotation, molecular function: protein serine/threonine kinase activity; ATP binding.